Molecule: messenger RNA, 1380 nt
Organism: Symbiodinium sp. CCMP2456
Lineage: Eukaryota; Dinophyceae; Suessiales; Symbiodiniaceae
Source: the annotation of a GenBank genome assembly
AUGCCCCAGCAGCCAGAAGCAAAACUUCUCAAAGACCUGACCGAAGUCCCGGCCAGCUGGCGCCUCACGACUGUCAUCGACGCCUUCCUCGACUUGGCUUUUUGGAAGGAAGGUCAUGCUCCUUCGGACCGAGCUCGCGAGGCGGUGAGCCGGCGGCUGGUGGAGUUGUGGGCCGCGCAGCCGGCGGAGGCGGAGGCCUGGCUCCAGCGGUGCCGGGAGCUCUACGCAAAAGAGCUUGCAGGUAAGGAGACGAGGCAGGAGCAGCUCUUCGAGGCGCUGCUCCGGCACGGCGCGGCCGAGUACGGCAAGUACGGGUGGGGCCACUGGCGCUUCUCCGAGGCCGGGCUGCUGCGAGGAGCGCCGUGCGGCUCAGCGGCUUGGUAUCUGCAGGUUUCCCCUGCCCGCGACCACUGCCGGGAGCUCGCGGAGCGGCUCGUGGAGGCGGAGAGCCCGGAGACGGCGCGGAAGCGGCAGAAGCUCGAGGAGGAGACCACCGAGCGCCGUCGCCUCGAAGCGGAGCUCCAAAAGUCGCAGGAGGAGGGCCAAGAGCUCAGAAAUCGUCUGGCUGUGGCGGAGGCCGGGAGCCGCGAGCUGCAGGAACGGUGCGAGCAGCUCCGACAGCAGCUCAAGGAAACCUCGGCCAAAGCAGCGGCGGAGAGGUCGGCGAUGCUCAGUCGGAUGCAAGUCUUGCGGGAAGAGCUUAAGGACAUGCACAAGCAGCGCAUUCGUGAGCUGGAGCUCCAGCAGCAGGAAGCCCGGGACUUGGUGGGCCCCACCCUCGAUGAAACGUCCUGUGGCCAGGAGCCGGAUCUUGCUGAGCAGCUCGGCUGCUUCAUGUCCGAUUCCAUCUUCAAGUGUGACGCGGACUACUACCUUAUGGGCAAGGACUUGACGGAAGUCUCGCAGGUGGUUGCUGCCGAUGGUACCAUCCUCAAGGUGGCUGAGCGCCCGGAGACCUUCACCGCCACCCACUUCGUCGACUUGCACGCGGGCGGUGCGACGCUGCGCGUGACCCCGGACCAUCCCGUGCGAGUCCCAGACGCAAGGGGCGAGCUCGACAAGACUCUCUACCUCCCAGCGGGUCAGCUAAAGAAGGGCGACUCGGUGAUCCUCGACUCGGGCGAAGCUGCAGAGCUCACCGCGGUGCAUCUCACGGAGAUGGAGUGCGAGGUGUUGAAGAUCGUCUUUGAGCCGGACCUGCCCGUCGCCGUCUUCUCCAGCCCUCCCUGCAUCCAAAGCAAAGGGCACAACAAGAAGCCGUCGACGCGCCGUGCAGGAGAGUGGCGGAAGGAGAAGGCGGUGGUGGACCCGACCGACAGAGCAGUCUCCAUCCCCGACACGGCGGUCGGGAGUGAAAGGAUCGAGAUGGACUUGUGCUGA